AUUUUAAAAUACAAUCCUUUCCCCCCUUGCGGCCUUGCUCUUUUUUCCUCUUCUUCAUCCAUGGCCGCUCCGCUUCCUCCGUCCUCAAAAUCACCAGAGCCCAUCCUAUCCAGUUUUUCCAUCACCACCGACCAUAUCAACAAUGGCGUCCAUGGAAUCUUAUCCGCUGAGUCUUCUUCCCAAUUUCCAAGUCCUUCGGUCGAAAAUACUUCUCCUUGCUCGGGAUCUCUGGAGGAAACCCCAGUAAAGGUCGCCAAUAAGCAAAAGAAAAAGACGAAGAAAAGGGCGCAGAAUCCAAAGGAAAACGCCGUAGCUCAACCAUCAUCUUCCUCUUCUUCUUCACCGCCUCAGAGAGUUACGCGCGUAGCCAGUACUCGCCGAAACCCUCGGGUCGUGUUCAGGGCGGCGCGUCGAAACUCCAUUGCUGAUGUGGUUGCGUUUCGUCUUGGAAUGUCAAUGGCCGCGUUUGUCUCUCAGAUUCUUGAGAGGAAAGAUACGCCAGAUAAAAGCAUGUCUGCUGAUCAUCUUGCACUGAUCUGUGCUUCUGCUGUUAGAGAAUCUUUAGCCAAUGAUUUCGGGGAUACAUUUGAUUGUUUUGUGAAGAACUUUGAAAAAUCAUUCAGCAGUACACUUAGGACUCUCAAGUUGAUCAAGGAAUCUUCAGUAAAUAUAAGAAAUGACCACAGAAAUCACAUAAAUGUGGAAAUGUCGCCUCCAGAUGUGCCUCAUAAUGUACGUGGAGGAGAUAGUGCAAGCAGUCUUAGUAUAGAAGGUUGCUCAACAAAAGAGCUCUUCCGCACUAUUGAAUAUCAGUUAAAUAUUGGAAACAACCAUGAAAAUCACAUAAAUGCGAAAAUUUCUCCUCCAGAUGUGCCUCAUGAUGUGGAAGAUUGUGUACACCAAAGAGGUAGUACAAGUAGUCUUGGCAUGAAAGGUUGUUCGACAGAAGAGCAUUUCCGCACUACUGUGACUGAAUAUCAGUUAAAUAAUAGUGCAGCAAUGAAACAUAAUGGGGUAACUGAACCUGAUAAUCUGGAGCUUGUAUUGCAUGGGCAAAGAGACCAACUGAGUUAUGUGUCUUCUAGGCCAUAUGGAUCUAUGACCAACCAGCCCAUGCUUUGCAACAUUGAUAAGUCUGUCAUGGAGCAAACCCGUUCUAAUGAUCUUAAAACAUUGGAGCUUAGUCUUUCAAUGAGAAAAUUGAAGUUGAAAGAGACGCAGCUUGCUCUGAAUUUUGAUUCCAAUAAUUUGGAAAGAACAAAAUUAGCUAUGGGUGUAUCAAAGGCAUCUUUUGAGGACAAAAAGUUCAAGACUCAAGUAGAAGACGUGAGACAUGCAGAGCUCCUCAGAACAUGCAUAGACUGUCUAGUUGCUGGUUUACUGAUCAUGGUGGGAUCUCUCCUUUAUGCAACGUAUAUAUAUUCAUACCAAAAAAUUACUGAAGCGACUGCAUCCUGCAAACCUUCAGAAAAGGAUUCGAGGUCUUGGUGGAUCCCAAAUCCAAUGGCUUCAAUCAAUUCGGGGAUGCACAUACUCAGUUGUCAGUUUCAAGCUGUUUCCAGAAUGAUGUUUGGUAUCUUAAUGAUUAUAUGCACUGCAUAUUUAGUUUUCCAGCGAUCAGGGUCUUCGCCACAAACAAUGCCCGUCACUUUCCUGGUCAUUCUUUUAGCAUUUGCUUGUGGUUUUGCCGGCAAGGUGUGUGUAGAUUCAUUGGGAGGGAGUGGAUACCAUUGGAUUCUAUUUUGGGAGACCAUCUGUCUGGUGCAUUUCUUCUGCAAUGUCUGGACAUCCACUUUGUUCUUUUUACUAUAUGGACCCGUUAAUGUCUCUCAAGGAGUGAAAGACAAAACAAGGCUUCCAUAUUGGGUCCGCAGAGUCAUGUUUUAUGCGACUCUGCUUCUGUUUCUACCAUUGCUUUGUGGUCUUAUCCCUUUUGCAGGCCUCAAAGAAUGGAAAGAUCACUUUCUGUUGCGAAUCACUGAUUAUCUGUGGGCUACUGAGGAUUGAAGAUAUUCAACUUAUUUAUCUUUUUGAGUAUUUGCUUGUAUUGUAAAUGUCCAGUUGUGUCACUCUUGUAUCAAAACUAAAAUAACGGUGCCAGCUUACUUUGUCUUGAGCGGUGGACAAGUAUAAGUUAUAAUAGGAAUAUGAUGUAAAUUAUGUUAAAUCAAUUUUUGUGUGCUUUCUUUUACUCGUCAAGCUGUUGUAAUUUAAGUGGUAUAUGAUUUUCGUUUUGUUAAUGAAAGCGAGCUUCUUUAUGUA
Molecule: messenger RNA, 2262 nt
Organism: Humulus lupulus (European hop)
Lineage: Eukaryota; Viridiplantae; Streptophyta; Magnoliopsida; Rosales; Cannabaceae
Product: protein CPR-5
Exons: 5
Coding region: 61-2007 (648 amino acids)
Biological process (GO): defense response; trichome morphogenesis; leaf senescence
Source: RefSeq, a predicted model, not a curated record